Messenger RNA from Racocetra persica, 289 nucleotides. Lineage: Eukaryota; Fungi; Glomeromycota; Glomeromycetes; Diversisporales; Gigasporaceae. The record is from the annotation of a GenBank genome assembly.
ACCAGGAGCAAAAGUGAAAAAAUUAUAUGAUUUAAUUAAAUCCGUUUAUAGCGAAGAGUACGGCGAAGAGGAUAUCACAAAAGACGAGGAAAGCGAAGAUGAAAAAGCUAUAGAAAAGCAGGAGAAGAUGCAAAGCACUUCCUCUAGCGAAUUAUUAACUGAGCCAGAGGAACCAACUUGUGAAUCGCAAAUUGCUUACAGAAAUAGGAAGAAUAUCUCCCCCAUCUUUGCGUCUGAUUCGCAAAGAGAACAAAAAGAGGUUGACUUCAAUCGACAAACUGACCAAUGA